UAGUAACCUCUCUUAGCGUAUUUCCCAACAAUUUCCCUCCAUUCGUUGGAAAUAAAUCCAGUGAUUUUUUUUUAGGAAAGAAAUUAUUUUAAUCGAACCGAGUGUCAUCAGUCGGGUAUUUAACAGCCUAGCAACAGUCUUCGGAGUUAAAUUUUUAUUUUGCUACCAGAGAGAAAGCAGAAAGACUAAAAAGCAUGGGAUGCAUUACGGGCCGAUGCCUCGGUUCAGACGAUACGGGGUACCCUGGAGCAGAAUACAUGGCGGCCAUUAGAAAGAAACUCGUGAUUGUAGGCGAUGGAGCGUGCGGUAAAACGUGCCUACUUAUAGUCUUUAGUAAAGACCAAUUUCCUGAGGUUUAUGUGCCCACUGUAUUCGAAAAUUAUGUAGCCGACAUUGAAGUAGACGGAAAACAGGUUGAACUGGCUCUAUGGGAUACGGCAGGACAAGAAGAUUAUGACAGGUUACGUCCGUUGUCUUAUCCUGACACGGACGUUAUUUUAAUGUGUUUCUCAAUUGACAGUCCUGACUCCCUUGAGAACAUUCCUGAGAAAUGGACACCCGAGGUGAAGCAUUUCUGUCCCAAUGUGCCCAUCAUUCUCGUAGGAAACAAAAAGGAUCUUCGAAAUGAUCCAAGUACCAUUAAGGAGCUUGGCAAAAUGAAACAGGAACCAGUUAAGCCAGAGGAAGGCCGCGCUAUGGCCGAGAAAAUUAACGCCUUCGCUUACCUUGAAUGUUCAGCUAAAAGCAAGGAAGGCGUGAGGGAGGUCUUCGAAACGGCGACCAGAGCCGCACUACAAGUAAAGAAGAAGAAGAAGGGAAAGUGUAGGCUGCUUUAAGGUGUAAUGCAAAAUGGGCCCGAAGCAAAGCGGGUAAAAAAAAAUAAGGAAUUGUAAAACUAGCUGGCAUCGAAGCUAGUCGUAAUGCCGGAGGCCCCAGCAUCAGCUAUUACAUAAUAAUAUCUUAUCUUUAAUUAUUUUACAUAAUGCAAA
Molecule: messenger RNA, 989 nt
Organism: Leptopilina heterotoma
Lineage: Eukaryota; Metazoa; Arthropoda; Insecta; Hymenoptera; Figitidae
Gene: Rho1
Product: ras-like GTP-binding protein Rho1
Exons: 5
Coding region: 195-836 (213 amino acids)
Biological process (GO): cell migration; small GTPase-mediated signal transduction
Molecular function (GO): GTPase activity; GTP binding
Source: RefSeq, a predicted model, not a curated record